GGACCUCUCUCACAUCGCCUCUAUGGAGCACAUUGGCAUAUACGAGGAGUCAGUUGCUCCUGUAUUCAUGCCAUGGCCCGUUCAAAACUCCGAGACCAUUUUACAGCAGCCUUGGACCACAGUUUCUGGCUAUCCACAGCUUGCCUCUGACGAUAAUCGCGUCAACGACCGAGUCCAAUCGAACACAUCAUCUGCGCUAGGUGGUUUCGACGGCAGUACGCGUCCUGAAGAGGUCAUUCGUAUGCCAACUGAGACGACUUGCUGCAGCGACAUUCCUCGUGUCGACGAGACGUCGCCCGAAAAUGAGGUCGGACACAAGUCAUCAGACAAGAAAAAACGCAGGACGACAGACAAGAAUCGAAGGCCAUGUGCAUACUGCCAAAGUCUUCAAAAGAAGUGUGUCGUCAUUCGCGAAGCACCUCGUCUCUGCCAACGGUGUGCUAACAAGAGUUAUAAAGAGUGUCCGCCGCACGAAACGAGAAAAACCAACGUCGAGAAAAUUCCAACCCUGGGUCUCUCCGCACCCUAUUCUGGAAUGGGUGUCUUCAAACUGAGCGACUGAGUUCUUACAAAUGACCAUUGAUUACUGGUGCAAACCCAUCGUCCAAGCUUAGCUCGAUUUCGUCGAGCGUUCCUUUAUUUACAUGGCUGCGCUUCGUUUCUUGAAGAAAUGUAUCCUGUCUGAAACGCCAGUAUAUUUUUAUUGGGUACACGUCCGUAGUAGCAUGUCCAAGUAAAUGCAAGCCCAAAGAAUUGGAUCGAAGGGGAGUCUCGCGCUCAACUGGUCUUCUU
Molecule: messenger RNA, 792 nt
Organism: Fomitiporia mediterranea MF3/22
Lineage: Eukaryota; Fungi; Basidiomycota; Agaricomycetes; Hymenochaetales; Hymenochaetaceae
Exons: 4
Coding region: 23-562 (179 amino acids)
Source: RefSeq, a predicted model, not a curated record